AGAAAAAUGAAGCAGCUAUUCUUGGGGUUGCAGGCUACGCACAGGCGAUUACAGACAUUCUAACUUCGCUAGGACUUCCUCUCACCCUCGAGAGACAAUCGCUGCUCGAACACACGCUCUCUCUCCAGGAGCAGCUCAAUUCCUCUAACGCAUCUCUCCUCUCGGAGCAAGAACGAGCAGAUGCCGCAGUGCAAGAGGCCGAGACGCUCAAGUCGUCGUGGACAUGUAGGAUAUGCCUGAACUCCGAAGUGAAUUCCCUCCUCGUCCCCUGCGGCCAUGUCCUGUGCCAUAGCUGCUGCUCCUCGCUCUCAAGGUGCCCGUUUUGCCGCCAGUUUGUCACCUCCAUCCACCGAAUGUUUCGACCUUAGCUCAGCAGUCUCGUCGCGAUUGGAGACUCCAGCUUGGCCCGAGAAUAGUGCACACGAAAGCUCAAACUCACAGCCUUAGUCGUUAGGUUUCAUGGCCGCAUGACAGUCCCAAGCAUCAUCUUCAUGGAUUCGUUGGAGCUGGCGAUUGAUCGUGAUCCGGGCCGAGAGAAAGGCACCUCCAUCCGUGCUUGACGAGAGCAAAAACUAUCGACCGCGAUGGCGCAAAUGUUCUACAACCAGCUGGGAAGCACAGGCCUCAAGGUGAGCGCUCUUGGCUAUGGAUCCUGGGUGAGCUUUGGGAAUCAAAUGGAGACCAAGGAAGCCAAGGUGCUCAUGGCCAAGGCCCGAGAGUUUGGCAUCAACUUCUUCGACAGCGCCGAGGUGUACGCCAAUGGCCGGGCCGAAGAAAUCAUCGGGGAAGUUGUCAAGGAACUUGGGUGGCGGAGAUCAGACCUGGUGAUCACCACCAAAGUUUUCUGGGGAGGAGCCGGUCCCAACGACAAGGGCCUCUCGCGGAAGCACAUAAUCGAGGGGACCAAAGGCUGCUUGGAGAGGCUCCAGAUGGACUACGUGGAUAUCAUGCUGUGUCACAGGCCGGAUACCUCCACUCCGAUCGAGGAGACAGUGAGAGCUAUGAACUACAUUGUGGACAAUGGCUGGGCCUUGUACUGGGGGACGAGCGAAUGGAGUGCUCAGCAGAUCACCGAGUGCUGGGAGAUUGCCAGGAGGCUGGGGAUGAUGGGGCCGAUGGUGGAGGAGCCCGAGUAUAAUCUUCUCGCGAGAGAAAAGGUGGAGGUGGAGUUUCUUCCGUUGUACCAAAACUAUGGCUUGGGAGUCGCGACUUGGAGUCCAUUAGCAUCGGGGGUCUUGACGGGGAAGUAUAGCAAAGGAGUGAUCCCAGCGGACAGCCGGUUUGCUCUCGACAACUACAGUAACUUGGCGAGUCGAUCUUUGCUUCCAGACGUCUUGGGCCGAGUUGACAACUUGAAACCCAUCGCCAGAGAGCUGGGGAUCUCACUGGCGCAGCUGGGGAUAGCGUGGUGUGCCUCGAAUCCAAACGUGAGCACUGUGAUCACUGGAGCUACGAAAGAAAGCCAGCUCGUGGAGAAUGUCAAGGCGCUGGAGGUGAUCCAGAAGCUAACUCCGGAGCUCAUGGACAGAAUCGAGUCGACCAUUUUGAGCAAGCCAAAGAAACCCGAAGUGUUUAGAUAGAACAGGCUUAUAUAUAUAAUAGCUAUCCUUUUCUUCGUUACGGGGUUUUAGGGUUCUUCG
Molecule: messenger RNA, 1640 nt
Organism: Selaginella moellendorffii
Lineage: Eukaryota; Viridiplantae; Streptophyta; Lycopodiopsida; Selaginellales; Selaginellaceae
Product: probable voltage-gated potassium channel subunit beta
Exons: 7
Coding region: 585-1580 (331 amino acids)
Source: RefSeq, a predicted model, not a curated record